Molecule: messenger RNA, 561 nt
Organism: Micromonas pusilla CCMP1545
Lineage: Eukaryota; Viridiplantae; Chlorophyta; Mamiellophyceae; Mamiellales; Mamiellaceae
Exons: 1
Coding region: 1-561 (186 amino acids)
Source: RefSeq, a predicted model, not a curated record
AUGCGUCCCCGCGCUCCCCCGCCGCUCCCCCGCGCGCGUCUCCUCGCGCUCCUCCUCGCGCUCCUCCUCGCGCCCGCGCGCGCGUCCGCGCGCGGGUGGCGCCCCUCCGCCGCGAACGCGUUCGGCUUUCUCGUCCCGGAGCCCCCCGGCGGGCGAGGGUGCGGACGCCUUAACUACGCGAACUGCUUCCCGAGGGCGACCGCGACCGCGCGGCGUUGGAGCGCGACGCUCGACGCGGCGUACGACGCGCGCUCGGGAACGACGACGACGCGUGUGGGCGCGGAGAAGGACGACGACGACGACGACGACGACGACGCGCCCAGAGUAGUCAAGACGCUCCACGGGGACGUCUUCGCGGACGCGUCCGCGGCGCUCGUCCCGGACGUGGACGAGUAUCUGUACUCCCUCGACGCGCUGAGCGACGCCGCGAGGUCGAUCGCGGACGACGUCGUCCGCGGCCUCGCGCGCGAGGCGGAGGCGAAAGCCGCGGCGGCGGCGCUCGCGGCGACGGCGGCGCGAGACGCCGCGCGAGCGACGCUGCUCGGAGGACACGAGCGCUGA